GUGAAGUUUGAGAGCUAUUCCACAAACAGACCACUCCCACCUUACCAUGCCUUUGUCCUUCAGUUCAUCUCGCCUUUUCCCCUUCUCCUUAAUUUCUUUGAUCCUCCCCGUCCUCCUCCUGUCUUUCUCCAUCCCUUCUCAAGCUGACUCCCAAGAUGUAGCCCAGUCUACCUCCAACUGUUCUUAUAAUGUUGUGUGUGCAGAGGGGGUCCUUUUACCAGUGUGGAAUCCCCAGAAUCCCUCAGUUGGUGACAAAGUGGCCCGUGCUAUUGUGUACCUAGUGGCACUAGUCUACAUGUUCUUAGGUAUGUCAAUAAUUGCUGACCGCUUCAUGACUGCCAUCGAAGUUAUAACUUCUCAAGAAAAGGAGAUCACUACAAAGAGACCCAAUGGUGAAACGGUCACCACGACAGUUCGCAUAUGGAAUGAGACUGUCUCCAAUCUGACCCUCAUGGCUCUGGGUUCCUCAGCGCCUGAGAUUUUGCUUUCAGUCAUUGAGGUCUGUGGGCACAAUUUUGAGGCUGGUACUCUUGGUCCCAACACCAUCGUGGGAAGUGCCGCCUUCAACAUGUUUGUGAUCAUUAGCAUCUGUGUCUAUGUGGUACCUGAAGGUGAACGACGGAAGGUCAAACAUCUUCGGGUGUUUUUUGUGACUGCGGCGUGGAGCAUAUUUGCCUACAUCUGGCUCUAUCUUAUCCUCUCGGUGUUCUCGCCUGGUGAGGUGGAAGUGUGGGAAGCAGUGCUGACAUUCCUCUUCUUCCCUCUCUGCGUGGUCCAGGCCUGGAUUGCUGAUCGACGAUUGCUCUUUUACAAGUAUGCUCACAAACGGUACCGAACUGAUAAGGGCCGUGGAAUUAUUGUGUCCGAGGGCGGUGAGGAGGUUGGGAAGGAGGUGGGAUUCACAAAGAUGGACAUGCUGGAAAUUGAUGGAAUCACAACACAUCUGGAUGGAAUGUUGGGAGGGGAAAGUGGGCUUGGUGAACGUGAUCAAGAGGAGGGGGCCAGGAGAGAAAUGGCCAAAACUCUGAAAGAACUGAAGCAAAGACAUCCUGACAAAGACAUGGAGCAGCUCAUAGAGAUGGCCAACUAUCAGGUGGACUACCACACAGAAGAUGGCACAGCCAAUGCCGGUUCUGACUAUGAAUUUGCUGAGGGCACACUCGUCUUCAAACCUGGCGAGAAUAUUAAAGAGAUCACCGUCGGCAUUAUUGAUGAUGACAUCUUUGAGGAAGAUGAAUACUUCUAUGUGCGCCUGAACAAUCCCCGUAUAGUCGGGUGGGCUGAUGGACAUCCUAUUACUUUGGAGACUGGAGCACCUGCUCCAAGCGCAGCCCUUGGUGAGGCCCACACAGCGACUGUGACAAUCUACGAUGACGACCACGCAGGAAUUUUCACAUUCGAAAGCGAAUCGGUGCGAGUUAGUGAAAGCAUCGGCAUCAUGCAGGUUAAGGUCCUGAGGACAUCAGGAGCACGUGGUCUGGUGGCGGUACCGUACCAUACAGUGGAUGCGACAGCUUGCGGAGGGGAAGACUUUGAGGAAGUGUCUGGAAAACUGGAGUUCCAGAAUGACGAGACAAUGAAAACAAUCGAGGUGAAGAUUAUAGAUGAUGAAGAAUAUGAAAAGAACAAGACGUUCAGCAUUGAGUUAGGAGAGCCAGUGCUACUAGAGAUUGGACAGAAACAUGGAGACUCUAAUGAGAAUAAGCCAGAGGAAGAGGAAGUAGCUAAGAUGGGAUGUCCUAGUCUGGGAGAACAUACCAGAUUGGAUGUGGUGAUUGAAGAGUCUUACGAAUUUAAGAGUACAGUGGAUAAGCUCCUUAAGAAGACUAACCUGGCUCUGGUAGUCGGCAGCAGUAGCUGGAGAGAGCAGUUUGUUAGUGCUGUGACUGUGAGUGCAGGUGACGCUGAUGAGGAGGAGAGUGGUGAAGAGCGUCUUCCAUCCUGCUUUGAUUACAUCAUGCACUUCCUCACAGUCUUCUGGAAGGUUCUCUUUGCCUUCGUCCCACCCACAGAGUACUGGAAUGGAUGGGCAUGCUUCAUUGUGUCCAUCUGUCUGAUUGGUGUCUUGACGGCGGUCACAGGCGAUCUUGCCUCCCACUUUGGGUGCACUAUUGGCCUGAAGGAUUCAGUCACCGCCGUGGUCUUUGUUGCCCUGGGGACGUCUAUCCCAGACACUUUUGCCAGUAAGGUCGCUGCCAUCCAAGACCAGUAUGCAGACGCAUCCAUUGGUAACGUGACGGGCAGCAAUGCUGUCAAUGUUUUCCUGGGCAUCGGUGUGGCGUGGACCAUAGCUGCUGUAUACUGGCGUACCAAGGGCAAACCUUUCCACGUUGAUCCAGGUUCUCUGGCCUUCUCUGUCACACUCUUCACUGCUUUGGCUGUGGUGUGUGUCAGCGUGCUGUUGUAUCGCCGGCGCCCCUCAGUGGCUGGAGGAGAGCUUGGCGGUCCACGGACUUGCAAGAUAUUGACGUCCUUAUUUUUCAUCUCCCUCUGGCUGAUCUACAUCCUGUUGGCCUCACUGGAAGCGUACUGCCACAUCACUGGAUUCUGAGGCAGCGAGGCCUCAUAUUCUUUCAGCUUAAAGAGGAAUAUAAAAAAUGGCCAGUGAAGGAGCAUUUGUUUUGUAUUAAUUAGAUAUUUAU
Sinocyclocheilus grahami is the source of this 2642-nucleotide messenger RNA. RefSeq names its product sodium/calcium exchanger 1-like. The coding region runs from base 47 to 2551 and encodes 834 amino acids. NCBI's taxonomy places the organism in Eukaryota, Metazoa, Chordata, Actinopteri, Cypriniformes, Cyprinidae. Gene Ontology annotation, cellular component: postsynapse; axon; sarcolemma. Gene Ontology annotation, molecular function: calcium:sodium antiporter activity. The record is from RefSeq and is a predicted model, not a curated record. The transcript is spliced from 7 exons. Gene Ontology annotation, biological process: sodium ion transmembrane transport; calcium ion import across plasma membrane; cell communication.